AUGUGGCCGCGUCUGGCCUUUUGUUACUGGGGUCUGGCGCUCGUCUCGGGCUGGACGACCUUUCAGCAGAUGUCCCCGUCGCCCCAUUUCAGCUUCCGCGUCUUCCCUGAGGCGGCGCCGGGGUCCCCGGGGCGGCUGCUGGCGCCGCCCGAGCCCAGCGAGGAGCCGGCCGAGAGCAAACUGGAGCGGCUGGGCCAGGCGUUCCGGCGGCGCGUGCGGCGGCUGCGGGAGUUGAGCGCGCGCCUAGAGCUCGUCUUCCUGGUGGACGAGUCGUCCAGCGUGGGCCAAGCCAACUUCCUCAGCGAGCUCAAGUUCGUCCGCAAGCUGCUGUCUGACUUCCCCGUGGUGCCCACGGCCACGCGCGUGGCCAUCGUGACCUUCUCGUCCAAGAACAACGUGGUCCCGCGCGUCGACUACAUCUCCGCCCGCCGCGCGCACCAGCACAAGUGCGCGCUACUCGGCCGUGAGAUCCCGGCCAUCACCUACCGCGGCGGCGGAACCUACACCAAAGGCGCCUUCCAGCAAGCAGCGCAAAUUCUUCGUCAUUCUAGAGAAAACUCAACAAAAGUCAUAUUUCUCAUUACUGAUGGCUAUUCCAAUGGGGGAGAUCCUAGACCGAUCGCAGCAUCACUGCGGGAUUUUGGAGUGGAGAUCUUCACUUUUGGCAUCUGGCAAGGAAACAUCCGGGAGCUGAAUGACAUGGCUUCCCCUCCAAAGGAGGAACACUGUUACCUACUCCACAGCUUUGCAGAAUUUGAGGCUUUAGCUCGCCGGGCACUGCAUGAAGAUCUGCCUUCUGGGAGCUUUAUUCAAGAGGAUAUGUCCCAUUGCUCAUAUCUCUGUGAAGCCGGCAAAGAUUGCUGUGACCAAAUGGCAAGCUGCAAAUGUGGGACACACACAGGUCAAUUUGAGUGCAUCUGUGAAAAGGGGUAUUACGGAAAAGGACUGCAAUAUGAAUGUACAGCUUGCCCAUCAGGGACAUACAAGCCUGAGGGCUCACCGGGAGGGAUCAGCACUUGCAUUCCGUGUCCUGAUGAAAACCAUACCUCUCCGCCAGGGAGCACAGCACCUGAGGACUGUGUCUGCAAGGAGGGCUACCAGGCAUCAGGGCAGACAUGUGAAGUGAUCCGCUGCCCAACCCUGAAGCCUCCUGAAAAUGGUUACUUUAUCCAGAACACUUGCAACAACCACUUCAAUGCAGCCUGUGGGGUCCGAUGCCUCCCUGGAUAUGACCUCGUGGGAAGCAGUAUCUUCUUGUGUCUACCCAAUGGUUUGUGGUCUGGUUCAGAGACUUCUUGCAGAGUGCGAACAUGCCCCCGGAUCCGCCCGCCAAAACAUGGCCGCGUCAGCUGCUCUGCAGUGGAAAUGUCCUAUAGGACAACCUGUCUGGUUACCUGUGAUGAAGGGUACAGGCUCGAGGGAAGUGGAAAGCUUACCUGCCAAGGAAACUCUCAGUGGGAUAGUCUGGAACCCCGGUGUGUGGAACACCACUGCUCCACCUUUCAGAAGCCAAAGGGUGUCACUGUGUUGCCUCCCAGCUGCGGCAAACAGCCAGCCACGCCUGGGACUGUCUGUCAGUUAAGUUGCCGCCAGGGAUUCCUUUUAUCUGGAGCUAGAGAAGAAGUGAGAUGCACCACCUCUGGAAAAUGGAGUACCAGAGUUCAGACAGCUGUUUGUAAAGAUGUGGAGCCUCCUCAAAUUAACUGUCCUAAGGACAUAGAAGCGAAGACUGAGGAACAGCAAGACUCAGCUAAUAUUACCUGGCAGAUCCCAACAGCGAAGGAUAACUCUGGUGAAAAGGUGUCAGUUCACGUCCAUCCAGCCUUUACUCCACCUUAUCUUUUCCCAAUUGGAGAUGUUGCUAUCACAUACACGGCGACUGACCUGUCCAGCAACCAAGCCAGCUGUACUUUCCAUGUCAAGGUUAUUGAUGUAGAACCACCUGCCAUAGAUUGGUGCAGAUCUCCACCUCCAAUCCAGGUCUCUGAGAAAGAGCAUGCUGCGACCUGGGAUGAGCCACAGUUCUCAGACAACUCAGGGGCUGUAUUGGUCAUCAGCAGAAGUCAUUCUCCGGGAGACCUCUUCCCUCAUGGGGAGACUAUAGUACAGUAUACAGCCACAGACCCAUCGGGCAAUAAUAGAACAUGUGACAUCCACAUUAUCAUAAAAGGUUCUCCCUGUGAAGUUCCAUUCAGACCUGUAAACGGGGACCUUUUAUGUACUAAGGAUCAUGCUGGUGUUAACUGUACCUUAAGUUGUUUGGAAGGCUAUGAUUUCACAGAAGGAUCUACUGAGAAGUAUUACUGUGCUUAUGAGGAUGGGAUCUGGAAACCACCGUAUUCCACUGAAUGGCCAGAUUGUGCUAUAAAGCGUUUUGCGAACCAUGGGUUCAAGUCCUUUGAGAUGCUUUACAAAGCAACUCGCUGUGAUGACACGGAGCUCCUGAAGAAGUUUUCUGAAGCUUUUGAGACCACCCUGGGGAAAAUGAUCCCAACCUUUUGUAAUGAUGCUGAUGACAUUGACUGCAGACUGGAGGACCUGACCAGAAAAUACUGCCUAGAAUAUAAUUACGACUACGAAAACGGCUUUGCAAUUGGGCCAGGUGGUUGGGGUGCAGCAAAUAGGCUGGAUUACUCUUACGAUGACUUCUUGGAUGUUGUACAAGAAACUCCCCCAGGCGCCAGGAGAGCCAAACCUUCACGGAUCAGAAGAAGUACUCAAAUAUCUGACCACAAAAUUAAGUUAAUUUUUAACAUUACAGCUAGUGUGCCAUUACCUGAGGAGAGAAACGAUACUAUUGAAUUGGAAAAUCAGCAACGACUCAUUAAAACAUUGGAAACUAUCACAAAUCGACUGAAAAGGACCCUCAAUAAGGAGCCCUUGUAUUCUUUUCAGCUUGCCUCUGAAAUGCUUGUAGCUGACAGCAACUCAUUAGAAACAGAAAAAGCUUCCCUCUUCUGCAGACCAGGCUCGGUGUUGAGAGGACGCAUGUGUGUGAAUUGCCCUCUGGGAACCUAUUAUUCUCUGGAGCAUUCUGUCUGUGAAAGCUGUGGGAUAGGAUCCUAUCAAGAUGAAGAAGGACAACUUGAGUGCAAACUCUGUCCAGCUGGGACUUACACUGAAUAUCUCCAUUCAAGAGGCAUCUUUGAAUGUAAAGCUCAGUGUCAACAAGGGACCUAUUCAUCAAAUGGACUUGAGACUUGUGAAUCGUGUCCUCUGGGCACUUACCAGCCAGCAUUCGGUUCCCGGAACUGCCACGUAUGUCCAGAAAACACUUCGACUGUGAAAAGAGGAGCUGUGAACCUUUCUGCUUGUGGAGUGCCUUGUCCAGUGGGAGAAUUCUCACGUUCUGGGUUAAUGCCGUGUUAUCCGUGUCCUCGUGACUACUACCAACCCGAUCCAGGGAAGUCCUUCUGCUUAUCUUGUCCAUUUUAUGGAACUACAGCAAUCACUGGCGCCACAUCCAUCACAGACUGUUCAACUUUUAGUUCCGCUUUCCCUGCAGCAGAAGAGAGUGAAAUACCAGAAGCCCCUACUGGACUCAUCAAAAAGAAAUAUGUCGUCAGCAGCCAGGUUUUCCAUGAAUGCUUCUUAAAUCCUUGCCAUAAUAGUGGAAGCUGCCAACAACUUGGACGUGGUUAUGUUUGCCUCUGUGCACCUGGAUAUACAGGCUUAAAGUGUGAAACAGACAUUGAUGAAUGCAGCUCACUGCCUUGCCUUAACAAUGGAAUCUGCAAAGACCAAGUUGGAGAAUUUAUUUGUGAGUGCCCUUCUGGUUACACAGGUCAGCUAUGUGAAGAAAAUAUAAAUGAGUGCAGCUCGAGUCCCUGUUUGAACAAAGGAACCUGUGUUGAUGGUUUGGCUGGCUAUCACUGCACUUGUAUGAAAGGAUUCACAGGUCUGCACUGUGAAAUAGAAGUCAACGAAUGCCAACCAAACCCGUGUUUAAAUAAUGCAGUCUGUGAAGACCUGGUUGGAGGAUUCCUGUGUAAAUGCCCACCUGGGUUUCUGGGUCCCCAUUGUGAAAAAAAUGUGGAUGAAUGUCUCAGUCAGCCAUGCAAAAAUGGAGCUACCUGUAAAGACGGCAUCAAUAGCUUCAGAUGCAAUUGUGUAGCAGGUUUCACAGGGCCAUACUGUGAACUGAACAUCAAUGAAUGUCAGUCUGACCCAUGUAGAAACCAAGCCACCUGUGUGGAUGAAUUAAACUCAUACAGUUGCAAAUGCCAGCCAGGAUUUACAGGCAGUCGAUGUGAAACAGAACAGCCUACGAGUUUUAACCUGGAUUUUGAGGUUUCUGGAAUCUAUGGUUAUGUCAUGCUGGAUGGAGUGCUUCCAUCUCUCAGUGCUUUAACCUGCGCUUUCUGGAUGAAAUCCUCUGACAUCAACAACUAUGGAACACCAAUUUCCUAUGCACUUGAGAAUGGCAAUGAUAAUACUUUCCUCCUGACUGAUUAUAAUGGCUGGGUUCUUUAUGUGAAUGGCAAGGAAAGGAUAACAGACUGCCCCUCAGUGAAUGAUGGCAAAUGGCACCAUAUUGGAAUCACUUGGACAAGUGCUGGUGGAGCUUGGAAAGUAUAUAUCGAUGGGAAAUUAUCAGAUGGUGGCUCUGGCCUCUCUGUUGAUUCAGCCAUACCUGGUGGUGGUGCUUUAGUUCUUGGGCAAGAGCAAGACAAAAAAGGAGAAGGAUUCAGUCCGGCAGAGUCUUUUGUGGGCUCCAUAAGCCAGCUCAACCUCUGGGACUAUGUCCUGUCUCCACAGCAGGUGAAAGCACUGGCUACCUCAUGCCCGGAGGAACUCACUAAAGGAAAUGUAUUAGCCUGGCCGGAUUUCCUGUCGGGAAUUGUAGGGAAAGUGAAGAUUGAUUCCAAGAGCAUAUUCUGUUCUGAUUGCCCACCUUUGGAAGGAGCAGUACCUCAUUUGCGAACACUCUCAGCAGACUUAAAGCCAGGCUCCAGAGUCAGCCUGUUCUGCGAUCCAGGCUUCCAGCUGAUCGGGAACCCUGUGCAGUCCUGCCUGAACCAAGGACAGUGGACACAACCCCUUCCUCACUGUGAACGCAUUCGCUGUGGGGUGCCACCCUCUUUGGAGAAUGGCUUCUAUUCAGCUGAGGACUUCCACGCUGGCAGCACAGUGACCUACCAGUGUAACAGUGGCUACUAUUUGUUGGGUGACUCAAGAAUGUUCUGUACAGAUAACGGGAGCUGGAAUGGCAUCUCACCAUCAUGCCUCGAUGUUGAUGAAUGUGCAGUUGGAUCAGAUUGUAGUGAGCAUGCAUCUUGUCUGAAUACAAAUGGUUCCUAUAUAUGUUCCUGCACCCCGCCAUACACAGGAGAUGGUAAAACAUGUGCAGAACCUGUAAAAUGUAAGGCCCCAGAGACUCCAGAAAAUGGUCACACAUCUGGUGACAUUUAUAUAGUCGGUGCUGAAGUCACAUUUUCUUGUGAGCAAGGCUACCAGUUGAUGGGCGUGACGAAAAUCACAUGUCUGGAGUCUGGAGAAUGGAAUCAUCUGGUGCCGUCCUGUGAAGCUGUUUUUUGUGGGACGCCUGCUAUUCCAGAAAAUGGUGGCUUUGAGGGAUCAUCAUUUACUUACGGCAGUAAAGUGACAUACAGGUGUGAUAAAGGAUAUACUCUGAUGGGUGAUGAGGAAUCCUCCUGCCUUGCAAGCGGUUCUUGGAGUCAUUCUCCACCUGUGUGUGAACUGGUGAAGUGUUCCAGUCCUGAAAGCAUAAAUAAUGGAAACUAUAUUUUGAGUGGGCUUACCUACCUUUCUCAGGCAACAUAUUCGUGUGAGAGAGGAUACAGCUUACAGGGCCCUUCAAUCAUUGAAUGCACAGCAUCAGGCCACUGGGAUCCAGCGCCACCUACCUGUCAUCUUGUCGUCUGUGGAGAGCCUCCUGCCAUCAAAGAUGCUGUCACCACUGGAAGUAACUUCACUUUUGGAAACACUGUCACUUACGCUUGCAAGGAAGGAUAUACCCUUGCUGGUCCGGACACCAUUGAAUGCCUGGCCAAUGGCAAGUGGAAUGGAAGUAACCAGCAGUGCCUGGCUGUCUCCUGUGAUGAGCCCCCCAACGUGGAGCACGCCUCUCCAGAGACAGCCCACAGGCUCUAUGGAGACAUUGCAUUCUACUACUGCUUGGAUGGCUACAGCCUGGCAGACAACGCCCAGCUCCUCUGCAAUGCCCAGGGCAAGUGGAUUCCCCCCGACGGUCAGGCCGUGCCCAGAUGUAUAGCUCAUUUCUGUGAAAACCCCCCAUCAGUUUCCUAUAGCAUCUUGGAAUCUGUGAGCAAAGCAAAAUUUGCCAUUGGCUCUGUCGUGAGCUUCAAAUGCAUGGAAGGUUUUGUGCUGAACACCUCAGCAAAGAUUGAAUGUAUGAGAGGUGGGCAGUGGGAGCCCUCCCCCAUGUCCAUCCAGUGUAUCCCUGUGCGCUGUGGGGAGCCGCCCAGCAUCAUGAACGGCUACGCGAGUGGGGCGAACUACAGCUUUGGGGCCGUGGUGGCUUACAGCUGCAACAAAGGCUUCUACAUCAAAGGGGAGAAGAAGAGCACCUGCGAAGCCACGGGGCACUGGAGUAGCCCCAUGCCCACGUGCCAUCCUGUAUCUUGCAAUGAGCCACCUAGGGUUGACAAUGGCUUUCUAGAGCACACAACUGGCCGGGUCUUCGAGAGUGAAGUGAGAUACCGGUGUAACCCAGGAUAUAAGCCAGUUGGCAAUCCUGUGUUCAUCUGCCAAGCCAACCGCCACUGGCACAAUGAAUGGCCUCUGUCUUGCGUCCCUCUCAGCUGUGGGAAACCUCCCCCAAUCGAGAAUGGAUAUGUGGAAGGAGAAAACUUUGAAGUGGGCUCCAAGGUCCGGUUUUUCUGUAAUAGUGGUUAUGAACUUAUUGGUGAUGACUCUUGGACAUGCCAGAAGUCUGGCAAGUGGAAUAAGAAGCCAAACCAAAAAUGUGUGCCUGCCAAAUGCCCAGAGCCACCACUCCUGGAAAACCAGCUCGUGUUGAAGGAGUUGACCUCAGAGGUAGGAGUAGUGACACUUUCUUGUAAGGAGGGCCUUGCCCUGCAAGGGCCCUCUGUCCUGAAAUGCCUGCCGUCUCAGCAGUGGAAUGAUUCCUUUCCUGUUUGUAAAAUGGUUCUUUGCCUUCCACCUCCACUGAUCGCCUUUGGUAUGGCUGCCUCUUCUUCCGCUCUUCAUUUUGGAAGUAUUGUCACGUAUUCUUGUGUGGAUGGAUUCUUCCUCAGAGGAGACCCCACGAUCAUCUGCCAAGCCGAUGGCACCUGGAGCUCUCCGCUGCCAGAAUGCGUUCCCGUAGAAUGUCCGCAGCCUGAGGAAAUCCUCAAUGGUAUCAUCGAUGUGCAAGGUCUUGCCUAUCUCAGCACAGCUCUCUAUACCUGUAAACCAGGCUUUGUGUUGGUGGGAAACACUACUAUCCUUUGUGGAGAAAAUGGACAGUGGCUUGGUGGAAAACCAACAUGUAAACCCAUUGAGUGUCCACAGCCCAAGGACAUUUUGAACGGAAAGUUUGCUUAUACAAAUCUCUACUAUGGGCAAACCAUUACUUACUCUUGUAACCGAGGCUUCAGACUCGAAGGUCCCCAAGCCUUGACUUGUUUAGAGACAGGAGACUGGGAUGUGGAUGCCCCAUCUUGCAGUGCCAUACAUUGUAACGUCCCACAGCCUAUUGAAAAUGGUUUUGUAGAAGGUGCAGAUUACAGCUUUGGUGCCAUGAUCAUCUAUAGCUGCUUCCCCGGCUUCCAGAUAGCUGGUCACGCCAUGCAGACCUGUGAAGAGUCAGGGUGGUCAAGCUCCAUCCCAGCAUGUGUACCGAUAGACUGUGGGCUCCCUCCUCACAUAGAUUUUGGAGACUCUGUUAAGAUCAAAGAUGGUCAGGGCUAUUUUGACCAAGAAGAUGUAAUGGAAGUUCCCUAUCUGACGCCUCCCCCUCCUCACCAUUCGAGAACAGUGGCUAAAGCUUUGGAAAAUGCUGGGGAGUCUCCUGCUACCCAUUUUUCAAGCUUUCUGUAUGGCACUGUGAUUUCAUACACCUGUAUCCCGGGAUAUGAGCUCUUGGGGAACCCUAUACUGAUCUGCCAGGAAGAUGGAACUUGGAAUGGCAGUGCACCUUCCUGCAUUUCAGUGGAGUGUAACUUGCCUCCUGUGCCUGAAAAUAGCAUUCUGCAUUUUGCAGAGACUACCAUGGGCAGCGCAGUUCAUUACAGCUGCAAACCCGGGCACAUUCUAGUAGGUCCCAACAUAAGACUCUGUCUACAGAGUAAGGAAUGGAGUGACGCUCUCCCACACUGUGAAGCCAUUUCCUGCCAAAAGCCCAAUCCACUCAUUAAUGGAUCUAUCAAAGGAAGCAACUAUACAUACUUGAGCAUGUUGUACUACGAAUGUGACCCUGGGUAUCUGUUAAGUGGUGCAGAGAGGAGAAUGUGCCAAGAAGAUCAAACUUGGGAGGGCAGUGAGCCAACAUGCAUUCCUGUGGACUGUGGUCCACCCCCAGUGUUAGUCAAUGGCCACGUCAUAGGUGAUGUGUACACAUUCCAGAAGGAGGUUGAGUACACUUGCAGUGAAGGGUUCUUGCUUGAAGGAGCUAGAAGUCGUGUUUGUCUUGCUGAUGGAAGUUGGAGUGAAACCACUCCCGUUUGUGUGCCUGUUAAAUGUGCCGCUCCAGGACCGGUGGCAAAUGGGGUGAUGAAUGGCCUGGACUAUAGCUUUGGGAAGGAGGUUAUAUUUCACUGUCAGGAGGGAUAUGUAUUACAUGGUGCUCCAAAACUCACCUGUCAAGCAAAUGGCAGUUGGGAUGAAGAAGUUCCUCUCUGUAAACCAGUCAACUGUGGACCUGCUGAAGCUCUUGCCAGUGGCUUCUCUAAUGGCUUUUCCUUUUAUCAUGGGGGACAUAUACAGUAUCAGUGCUUUCCUGGUUAUAAGCUCUUGGGGAGUCCUUCAAGAAGGUGUCUCUCCAAUGGUUCCUGGAGUGGAAACAUACCUUCCUGCCUGCCUUGCAGGUGUUCUACACCGAUAAUUCCAAAUGGAGUUGUCAAUGGAACAGAUUUUAGCUGUGGAAAGGCAGCUCAGAUUCAGUGUUCCAAAGGCUUCAAGCUCGUGGGACUUUCAGAAAUCACCUGUCUAGCCAAUGACCAAUGGAGCAGUGGCUUCCCACAUUGUGAACACGUUUCCUGUGGCACUCUCCCAACAAUAUCAAAUGCAUUCAUCAGUGAAAGUGGCUCAUUGGAAGAGAAUGUUGUAACUUACAGCUGCAGACCUGGGUAUGUCAUGCAAGGCAGUGCAGAUCUGAUCUGUACAGAGAAAGGCACAUGGAGCCAGCCUUUCCCAGUCUGUGAGCGUCUGUCAUGUGGACCCCCGCCCGCUUCUGCCAAUGCAGUGGCAACUGGAGAGACCCACACCUAUGAAAGCCAAGUGAAACUCAGAUGUCUGGAAGGCUAUGAGAUGGACACAGAUAUUGAUACAUUCACUUGCCAGAAAGAUGGACAUUGGUUCCCCAAGAAAAUCUCCUGCAGUCCAAAAAAAUGUCCUCUUCCAGCAAACAUGACACAUCUACUCAUUCAUGGGGAAGAUUUCAGUGUUAAUAAGCAAGUAUCUGUGUCCUGUAGAGCAGGAUAUAUAUAUGAAGGAGUUAACGUAUCCACCUGUCAGCUUGAUGGCACCUGGGAGCCACCAUUUGCGGAUGAAUCGUGCAGUCCAGUUUCUUGUGGGAAGCCUGAAACUCCAGAACAUGGACUUGUGGUUGGCAGUAAAUACAGUUUUGAAAGCACAAUUAUUUAUCAGUGUGAACCUGGCUAUGAAUUAGAGGGGAACGGGGAGCGUGUCUGUCAGGAGAAUGGACAGUGGAGUGGAAGGGCAGCAACAUGCAAAAAGACCAAGUGCAAAGCCCCAUCAGUGUUUCUAAAUGGAAAGGCUGAAGUUGAAAAUGCUACAGGUGGACCCCAUGUGACGUAUUCCUGCAACAGAGGCUACAGCCUGGAAGGGACACCUGAGGCUUACUGUACUGAAAAUGGAACUUGGAGCCACUCUGCUCCUCUCUGCAAACCAAAUCCGUGUCCUGUUCCUUUUGUGAUUCCGGAGAAUGCUCUACUGUCGGAAAAGGAGUUUUAUGUUGAUCAGAAUGUGUCUAUCAAGUGUAGAGAAGGCUUCCAGCUCCAGGGUGAAGGCAUCAUUACCUGCAGCCCCGAUGAGACGUGGACACAGACAAGUGCCAAGUGCAAGAAAAUCUCCUGUGGUCCACCAGCUCAUGUGGAAAAUGCGAUUUCUCGAGGCGCACAUUAUCAGUAUGGAGACAUGAUCACCUACUCAUGUUACAGUGGAUACAUGUUGGAAGGUUCCCUAAGGAGCGUUUGCAUAGAAAACGGAACCUGGACAUCACCUCCUAUUUGCAAAGCUGUCUGUCGAUUCCCAUGUCAGAAUGGAGGCAUCUGCCAGCGCCCAAAUGCUUGUUCCUGUCCAGACGGCUGGAUGGGACGCCUCUGUGAAGAGCCAAUAUGCAUUCUACCCUGUCUGAAUGGUGGUCGCUGUGUGGCCCCUUAUCAGUGCGAUUGCCCCUCUGGCUGGACUGGGUCCCGCUGUCAUACAGCUGUUUGCCAGUCUCCAUGUUUAAAUGGUGGGAAGUGCAUAAGACCAAACCGAUGCCACUGUCUGUCUGGUUGGACGGGAUACGACUGUUCCAGGAAGAGGAGGACUGGCUAUUAA
Molecule: messenger RNA, 10710 nt
Organism: Elephantulus edwardii (Cape elephant shrew)
Lineage: Eukaryota; Metazoa; Chordata; Mammalia; Macroscelidea; Macroscelididae
Gene: SVEP1
Product: sushi, von Willebrand factor type A, EGF and pentraxin domain containing 1
Exons: 48
Coding region: 1-10710 (3569 amino acids)
Molecular function (GO): calcium ion binding
Source: RefSeq, a predicted model, not a curated record